UCGGCGUCCCGCCGCCGCGGCGCGAUGCUGUGCUUCCUGAAGGGCAUGGCCUUCGUCCCCUUCCUCCUGGUGACCUGGUCGUCGGCCGCCUUCAUUAUCUCCUACGUAGUGGCCGUGCUCUCCGGGCACGUCAACCCCUUCCUCCCUUACAUCAGUGAUACAGGAACAACACCGCCAGAGAGUGGAAUUUUUGGAUUUAUGAUAAACUUCUCUGCCUUUCUCGGUGCAGCCACGAUGUACACAAGAUAUAAAAUAGUAGAGAAGCAAAAUCAAACCAGCUAUUUCAGCACUCCUGUUUUUAACUUGGUGUCCUUAGUUCUUGGAUUGGUGGGAUGUAUCGGAAUGGGCAUUGUAGCCAAUUUUCAGGAGCUAGCUGUGCCAGUGGUCCACGAUGGGGGCGCUCUACUGGCUUUUGUGUGCGGUGUGGUGUACACCCUGCUGCAGUCCAUCAUCUCCUACAAAGCGUGUCCCCAGUGGAACAGCCUCCUCACGUGCCACACACGGAUGGCUAUCUCUGCCGUUUCCUGCGCAGCGGUCGUCCCCAGUAUCCUUUCCGCAGCCCUGGGUUCGAUUCCUCAGUACCACAUAAACAAAAAGAAAAAAGAUUAUGUAUAUCAUGUGGUGAGUGCAAUCUGUGAGUGGACGGUGGCCUUUGGUUUUAUUUUCUACUUCCUAACGUUCAUCCAAGAUUUCCAGAGUGUCACCCUCAGGAUAUCCACAGAAAUCAAUGGUGAUAUUUGAAGAAAGGAGAAUGUAUCUAGAAGUUUCUAGAAGUGAUCUAGAGGACCACAGGGUUUUGAUGUCCUGAUCGGCAUGCGUCUGUGGCACAUCCGGAACUUGAAUGUCAUUAACAAUUCCUAAUAGUUGUACUAUUUGCAAAGUUCAAUUGUGUGGGCUUCAUGAUUCUAUGACAAGUCUCUUCUGGACAGUUACCACAGAAAUUGUUAACAUGGGCUAAACCAAAUGGUUAUACCAGUCUUGGGCAAACUGAGAAGGCCAAAACCUGACUCCAGACAAUCAUAUCCUGCUGAUUUUGUGCACCUUCUAAAGUUGGUCUUAUCCACAUUUUUGGUAUUAUUUUUCAUUUCUGUGAACUUGCAUUUCCUUGGACCCCGUGACUGAAAGAGUAAAAUAAAGUGAAAUAUUUCUUUAUGUUA
Molecule: messenger RNA, 1157 nt
Organism: Dipodomys ordii (Ord's kangaroo rat)
Lineage: Eukaryota; Metazoa; Chordata; Mammalia; Rodentia; Heteromyidae
Gene: Dram1
Product: DNA-damage regulated autophagy modulator 1
Exons: 8
Coding region: 25-741 (238 amino acids)
Biological process (GO): regulation of autophagy
Cellular component (GO): lysosome
Source: RefSeq, a predicted model, not a curated record